UCCGGCAAGGCUACUGCAUCACGACUGCGCAUCUGACAUGCGCAGAUACUCUCGGCGCGCUAUCGUGCGCCUAUAUAAUCAGUGACUGAAUAAACCGAUCGUUCUUCUUGUUCUGGCCAUCAUGCUGUAUCGUCGUCCUUGCUAGUUACAUGGUGUCAGAAGUGGCCGCCGCGGACCGAAGCACGGCAGCAACGGCGCGGAAUCGCCAUGGACCUACUGAAGCCGCCGGAGCCAUUGCGCCUAUCGGGCAACUUGUCUGAAAAUUGGAAGCGCUUCAAGCAAAGGUUCGAGCUUUUUCUGCAAGCAACGGCAGUCGAGAAGGCCCCGAGAAGUGACUCCUCGAAAGUGUCACUCUUGCUGAGCUUCGCGGGAGACGAAGUGCUCGACAUCUUCAACAACUUUCAGUACGGCCCCGAAGAAAGCAAGGAAUGUUACGACACGGUCGUGCAGAAGUUCGACGCCUACUUCUCCGAGAUUCGGGCGACGACUUCUGGCUGGGCCUGCUGGCCUACCGCUCUACCCCACUGGAGGACGGGCGAUCCCCUGGUGAACUACUACAAGGAAGGCGCCUUCGCGCCAACCUCCCGGACUUCAGUGCGGUGACCGCAACCGACGUCAAGAAGCACAGCCAGGCCCAAGGGGGAAGACCUUUGCCUCCUCUGCAGAAGGGUGUCGUCGUGAGGCUCAGAGACGCUGCAUGGUCCCGAAAAGCUCAAGUGGUGGGUUCGCCAUAUCCAAGGUCCUACCUUGUCAAAACGGAGGACCAGAAGCUGUUAAGGCGCAACCGUCGUCACCUACUUCAAACUGGCGAAUGGUUCAUCGAGGAAAGCGACGACGACAUUGAUUCCAGCUCAGCGGACAACAACGUUGGUGGCCAUCCGACAGUGGCAACUUCAACCUCGCCAGCCAACGGCCGACGUCGCGAAGUUCCGACGUCGGGCGACCCUUCGCCACCUGUGGUGCGUCAGUCAACUUCACCACCGACGCCAGCUUUGAGAAGGUCGACUCGAACCGUGAAGCCACCACAGCGUCUUCAUUAUGACAAGGACUUUAACCAAGUGUGUGAUAUCAUAUUUUGAAGUGCCA
Molecule: messenger RNA, 1086 nt
Organism: Rhipicephalus sanguineus (brown dog tick)
Lineage: Eukaryota; Metazoa; Arthropoda; Arachnida; Ixodida; Ixodidae
Exons: 2
Coding region: 208-603 (131 amino acids)
Source: RefSeq, a predicted model, not a curated record